This is a messenger RNA of Heterobilharzia americana, 3671 nucleotides long. The record is from the annotation of a GenBank genome assembly. NCBI's taxonomy places the organism in Eukaryota, Metazoa, Platyhelminthes, Trematoda, Strigeidida, Schistosomatidae.
AUGAUUAAUUCAACAUCUAAAGAAUGUCCAUGUCAUCUUAUGCCAACGAUGGACAUUAACGAGGAUACACUAUCAAGCCAGUUUGAUUUUGUAAAAUCUUUACACUGUCUUGUAGAAAAACUAAACAUAAAUAAUUCUAAAUCUACUGUAUGUAUGUCUACCUCAACAACACCAUCACUACAGGUAUCUUCUGAAUCUGCAUUAACUCAAACAGAAGUUAUUCAAGCUGUCGAUGUUGCUACAUCAAUAACAUUUCAAAAUCAAACAAUUGAAGGUAACAAUUCUGAUGAGAAACUGACGUCUACCUGUUUGUCAUCAUCAAGUUCUCCAGAUGAUAUCAAUAAUUCUACUAAUAGUCAUAGUAAUGAAGAUAAUAGUAAUGGAUCAAAUAGUUCAAAUUACUUAACUGUCUCCUCAGAAAAUAAUCAUAAUUCAUUGGGAUUAUCACCACAGAAUACUUCUUAUUCUACAUCGCCUGCAUCUUCUAUCCCAUUACAACAGCAUGGAAAUGGGAAUAAACAGAAAUCAAACAUUUUGAACACAUCGUCUUGUUAUGUUUUAUCUGGUGUCAGUAUGACAUCUACUGAACGUUAUACUAGUUUUGUGCAUUCAAAUUUUGCUCCGAAUGAUAUUGUGAUAUUUGUCCCAGUCCCUGGAUCAAAAGCAAAUACUUCUGCAUCGAACACUUCUUCACUUCCAUUUAGUACUGAGACUAGUCCAACAACAACAACAAGCACCGUUACUCCUACUACUAGUUGUGUUCUAUCACAAGAUAAUUAUACUGUUGUCAAAUCAGACAGUAGUAAAAGUCAAGAAUCAUCAACAAUCUUAACAAAAUCUGAUAUUUGGUCUAUGAGUAAUAGGCUAUCAUCAAAUCUAUUGGAUGCUGUUAUCUCACCAUCAUCUAGCCUAUUAUCAUCAAUGAUUGUUCAAUCAUCAUUACCCCUUUGCUCAUCGAUUUUUAUGAGUAGUGGUGGUGGUGGUGGUGACAGUGGUAGUGGUAGUAGUAACCAGUCUACAACACCAAUGAAUAAUAAUAAUAACAAUACCUUACCAGUAAUGCAUAAAAGCACUUAUCCAAAUAGUACUGUUUUAGCGAAUGAAUUGUAUACAAGUACAUUUAAUGAUACUGUUAUGAAUCAAUCAAAAAAUUUCUAUAAAAAUUUAUCACAAAUAACAAAGACGACAGCUAAUGAAAUAUUAUCACCGAUAUCAAUUUCAUCUCAAGUGCAAUGGCGUAUGCUUUCCUCUGAUGGACAUGUCUACUUUUUACAUCAAGAUGAUUUUAAAGCAUUGAAUAUUGAUGAUCAUACAGAUUAUUGUAAACCAUUGAAUUCAAAUUUACAAGAAACAAAUUCAAUUCAUCCAAGGAGUUCAUCUUUUAAAGAAGCCUUUCCAACUCAUAAUUACUUUAUUGUUGCAAGAUAUCAGAGCAAAGAACGAUGUUUAUCGAAGAAGGCUAAUAAUCGAUUUAAUCUGCCCAAGAAUUUUAUUUUCUAUCGUGUAAGAGCAUGUCCAUUGAAUAGUUCAUCGGAAUCAUCUCCGCUGCCGGUUGUAACAGAAUCAUCUUCACUAUCAUCAGUUAACAAUGAUAAUUAACAUUAUUGGCAGCAAUAUUAAUUCUGUGAUUCUGUAACAAUUUUCUUCUUAUCUCUUGUAAUUAGAUAUAGUUCUAUGAGGAUGUGUAUUGGACCAUAGCUGUGAAGGUUCAUUAUCAUCAUCAUCAUCAAGUUAUUACUUCCCUCCACACUGUAACCUACCUACCUACCUACCUACCUACCAUAUAUGCCUUUCACAUCAUAUGUACAUUGGUGUUAUUUUACAGGAUGAUAAGGAAGUCAGAAAUGAUCAUUUAAUAAGGAAUACGUGUCUUCAAUUAUCUAUGAUACCAUAGUUAAUCAGUCGGUAUUUAGAAAAAAACAAACACACUUACAUCGCGUCUAUUUUAAAACAUUUUUUUCUAUUUGCAAUUGUUGUUUGCGCCAAUCUUUUAUUAACCACUCACUUAUUCCUAAAAUAUACAAAAUGAUGGAGAAAUAUAUUUACAUUUUGAUGUCUAUUCAUGUAUCAUUUAUCUGCAGUUCUGCGCCCGAGUCUUUCUAUGCGUAUGUGUGUGAGUGUCUUCAUAUUGUUCUUACUUCUUCGUCAUCGCACAACACAAACACAUACACAUUCUCUGUCGUCAUCCCUUAAUUUCUUUUGAGUUAGUUUCAUCUGUAUCUGUCUGUUUUCUACUAUACUGUUAUGUUUGUGCGUGUGUGUGUGUGCGUGUGUGUGUGCGUGUGUGUGUGUGCGUGUGUGUGUGUGUGAAUGUAUACGAUAUACCACUACGGAUGCACAGACACAGAUGAAUCGUAGUGUAUGCAGUACAUUCUGUCAUAUAGUCUGUUGUUAGUGUGUUCGUUCCCUCUUUCCCUUCUAAAUUUCUGUAUUACUGGACAUACUUAAUCGUUACUGUCAAAAAUGAUGCUACUCGUGAUAUUCUGUGUUUGUGUGUGUGUGUGUGUGUGUUUUUAUGAUCCCAUCAUCUAUAUAUGACCACCCGACCAAGAAACCUGUCCUGGCAUAGAUACCAUGUUAUGCCUUAUUUUAACUCUUAUCAUUAUUAAUUACUGUACUUUUGGUCUGACUUUCAGCUUAUCAUUAUAGUUUUCAUCUUUUGAGAAGGUAUAUUUUUCGUUCCUUGUCGCUACUCUAUAUAUUAUACCUCUGCCCCCCUCCUCCUCCUUGAGAAGAUUUAUACUUCACAUAUGCACAUAGAGUGAUAUACACACUGUUCUUUUACGCAACUUUUAAUCAGUAUUUCUGUUUCUCUAGGGUUGUCUAUUCUCACAGACAACGGUAUGCUUUAAAGCCCGUAAUUAUUAUCAUUAUUGGAAAGAGAUUUCUUAAUUAUCUGUAUUCAGUCCCCUCUGGUGUAUAAACUAUUAUUAUUGUUAUUAUCAUUGAAACUAUUGAAUAUUUUCAGGAUUGCUUAAGUGUGCUUAUAUAUAUACUGAGUUGUUAAGAUUUUUUGCCUACCUACCUGCCUGCCUAUCUUGUCACCGACAUCAUCCCCCUUCAACACACACACACAUUACACAUAAAUCAAUCACUGUUUCAUCCUCUUUUCUUUAUGAAAUUUCACUUUUACACCAUCAGUAUUCAUUGUUGGCCAUAAGUUAGUAAAUGAGUUACAGAGAGAGAGAGAGGUUUGUUGCACUGUAGAACUGCUUCUUCCAUUCAUAAAUUUCAACCGGUUUACAUUUUCUGUAAGUUUGUAUAUGUUUAUCUAUGUUGGUUAUUUGCUUGAUUGUACCUUCCUCUUUUAAUUUGUCUCUGUUGUAUACAGUGAAUAAACGAACGCACACACACACACACACACACAAAUAAUCAUUUUCACCUUCGUGUAUCUGAUCUGCAUAAACUCAGAAUAUAAUUACAAAAAAUUAUAUUGAUAAUAUGCUGCGUUCCCUUAUAUUUUGUACGUCUGGUUCUCUGUCAACACAUACACUUUCUACGUUUUCACUCUUAUAACACAUUUCUCAUCCAUAAAGAUUAAGAAAACUCGAUUGUUAAUAAUAUAAUAAUAAUGGUAAUAGACUAUUAUUAUUGUUAAUAUUGUUAUUCAUGAAAUAUGGUCUCUGUUGUUUAUUUUUAACCACCAAAAAUUAUACAGUUAUUUAAAAUUU